AAUUCUGUCGUCGUCGCGCUGCGAUUGCGUUUGUUGUGUGCCGACAGCUUAAAAAAAAAUAAAAUAAAAAUAAAUAAAAUAUAUUAGUUUGAAUUAAAGCUGAUUUCACGGCUCAAAACAAAUUUCUAGCCAACGGCAAAAAUUAGACGCGGCUUUGUUUUUUUUAAAUUUUUUCCGCAUUUUGCGUUUUUGUUUUGUUUUAGCGGCGCGUCGCUUGGCGUGUUUCAUUUGUUUUUUUUCUGUUUUUGCUUCAGUAAAUUAUUACUAGGUAAAAGAAAAGCAAACAAGCAAACAUACUGCGAAUUUGUUAUUGCAGUCGCCCCAACAAGUCAAUUAACCAACAAGUGGAGUAACCAGCAGUUAAGCAGCAAAAGUGACACGCAGAAAAAGUGAAGUGCAGAAAAAAGCCCACGCACGCGAGGGUGUUCCCUGUUCCCUGUUCCCGGGUUCCCCGUAUCCCCGGUUUCCCUGAUAAUUAGUGCGCCACGCCACGCCACGCCACACAAAAGUCACGUGACAAAUGGGGGGCAAACGAUAGAGAAAAACGAUCCAUCCACGCAACAGAAGAAGAGUAACUUCCUUCCGGGAAACAGACACCACCGCCAUGUCGCUGCGAAGCAACAAGUUGCAGAGCCAACAGUCGACGGCCAGCAAUGGGAGUGGCAACAGCAGCGGGAGUGGCAGCGGCGGCACGGGACAACAGCUGCAACAUCCCCCGAUGGCCUACCAGCAGCAGCAGCAACAACUGCUCGCCCAGCUGCAGCAGCAGCACAAGUUCCAGGCCCAAGCCCAGGCCCAGGCCCAUGGGAAGUACGGCCCCGCCCCCUCCCAGAUGGGUAGCAACACCAGUCGCAACAAUCUGGCCACACUGGUGGCGGCCAUCAAUGGAUCGCACGAUCCAACGGCCGGGUCGCCGGGCGGCGGAGUCGGCUAUCAACUGUCGCCGGCGGCCGCCUCUCGGGUGGCCCAUGCACCGCCACACUCGCCCCUGGGUCCGCCCUCGUACAGUGCCGCCACCGCCCAGUCGGCAUUCACCUACUACGGCCAGCAUCCGGGAUCCCAGCACCAGAUGCACCACUCCUCGUACCACCCCCAGCAGCAACAACACCAACAGCAGCAGCAGCAGCAGCAGUCGCUGCCACCGCCCGAUCUCACGGAUGGCAUCGAUCACCCCGGAUCCCAUGGAUCUCCGCCGGAUUCGCCCAGUGCCGCAGCAGCGGCGGAUCUCGAGCAGCAGCUGUGCGUCGUGGCCAAGAUGCAAAAGUCGGUGACCAUCACGGUGACGCCGCAGCGUAGCAACUCCAUGGAUUUCCUCAACUUUGAGGAGAAGCGCCAGCUGAUCGCCUCCUCGCUCUCCCUCUCCGACAUUCUGCACAGCAACAGCGGAGCCAACCAGCAGGCCAAGGAGGCGGCGGCGGCGGCAGCGGCGGGGCUGACGAUCAAUGGCAGUCAGUGUGCUAAGAAACAGAAUGGAGCUGCCAUACGCACAAACAGCCUCGGAUCGGGCACCCGCACUCCGCCCCUGGAGCGGAAGAGCAAAUUUAGCGCCCUGGGACGCUUCUUCAAGCCCUGGAAGUGGCGGCGGAAAAAGAAGAGCGAAAAGUUCGAAGCGGCCUCCAAAUCUUUGGAGCGCAAGAUUUCUGUACGUGCCAAUCGGGAUGAGCUGGUGCAAAAGGGGAUACUGCUGCCGGAGAGUCCGUUGGGGAAUAUACCGGAACCGGGCGAGGAGUCGUACUACAACAAUGGAGGAGGAGGAGGUGGAGCCACCGCCAAUGGCUCUUUACUCAGCACAGCCGUCCACAACAAUUCCAUGAAUCAGGCCAAUAAUUCCAUAAAUGCCACCACCUAUGGCACGGCAGGGAAUUCCCUAAUUUCCGCCAGCCAACAGCAACAGCAACAACAACAACAACAACAACAGCAGCAGCAUGGUCUUCCCAAUUCGAUUUCCGUGCAACAGUUCAACGGAGGUGCCGGCGGCCAGCCACAGAAUUCCAUGGCCAAUGGCUGCGUUAUUGGUGGUGGUGGUGGCGGAGGAGGUGCUGGAGGGGAUGGCUCUUCGGACACAUCCUCAUUGAGUGGCGGCGUGCCCCAUUCACAGUCGGCGCCACAGCAAUUGGGCGUGGGCCAGCAGCAGCAGCAGCAGCCGCCGCCAUUGACACCGCUGGCGCAGCAUCAUCAGGCGCUGGCACAGCAGCUGCAGCAGCGAUUCGCCAUCAGCAAUAAUAAUGAACCAAGAAAAGACAAGACUGAUGCACAACAACAACAACAACAACAGCAACAUGGUGGCAACGGCACAAUAUCCACGCCCAACAUCGAGCAGCCGCAAUGUCAGGGUUCCAUGCUACCGCCACCCGGUGGCGGCGGCGGCGGCGGUGGCGGAGGAGGAGGCGGUGGCGGCCAUCACCAGGUGGAUGGAAAAAUGGAGAGGCCCAACACAUUGGGCGGCGCCAAUAAGCUGACCCGCCGAGGAGUCAAUAUUUGCUACCACAACGAGCACAUGUAUGGCGACGAUGGCGGCAAGAUGGUAGGCGGUCCGCCGGGCAGCACACCGCCGCCGUAUGCGGGCGGCAAGCUGCCACCGGGGGUGAUGCUCAGCGAACUGCCAGAGCCGCCGAUACCGCUGUCGGAGAUCGGACCGAUCCCACCGCCGCCAAUGUUCUCCACGCCGAGCCCCACGCUCAUCGCUGGACGACCGCACGGGCCAGGCGCCAUACACGAUCAGGACUACCAGCAGGACUAUGACUAUGAUGAUCACGAUCCCGAUCAGGACGAACUCGAUUCGGAUGACGAGUAUGCCCCGUACGGCGGUGGCGGUGGCGGCGGCAAUCAUGUCCGCAUGAUGGACACCCAACGCGUUGAGGAAAUUCCAGCCAAAGAGCCAAAGCCAAAUGCAGUUCCUCUCAAAUCGGCCCUGAAGAAGAAGGGCGGCGCCCUGCCAGCCUCCGCCUCUACGCCCGUGACCCCCACCCAGGAGCACCAUCAUGGGGGCGGACCAGGCGGCGGCGGCGGCAGUGGCGGUGGCCAAAGUGCAGCCACAGCGGCGGCCAUAUCCAAUAGCAAUGGCGGCAUCGGCUCCAUGGCAGCAGCCGCCGCAGCAGCGGCCCAGCAAUCGGCCAGCCAGCGGCCUCUGGUGGUGCGCCAAGAUGCGGCAGGGAAUAACUAUUCGCUCAAGCCAAUACUACGACCACGGAUUAGAAUAUGCAGGCAGCAAAUGUUCAACAUCCAGUUGCCGUGCACCGUGGAGAACAAGGAGAACACUCGGCCCUCACAUGUGAUACGGGAGAGCAGCAGCGACAGCGACGAGAGCGAUGGGCAUAUCGUCUAUCGCGACGACGAUAACGAUAACGUGCGCUUGGCCAAGCUGGCACGCAAGGAGUCGCUGUCCUUGAAGCUGCAACUGCGGCCGGACAAACAGGAUCUGAUUAAUCGCAACAUCCUGCACCAGGUCACCGACAACGAGAUCAAGGAGUCCAAGGAGGCGAUCGGAGCGCGCCUCAUACGACGGCUUUCGAUGCGGCCCACUGCCGAAGAGCUGGUCGAGCGUAAUAUCUUGAAAACUCAAUCACCCGCCGAGGAGAAGAAACAAAAGGAGGAGAAAAAGUCGUAUCUGUUGCGGAAGCUCAGUUUUCGGCCCACCGUCGAGGAGCUCAAGGAGAAGAAGAUCAUCCGGUUCAAUGACUACAUCGAGGUGACGCAGGCCCACGACUACGAUCGCCGGGCGGACAAGCCAUGGACAAGACUGACGCCAAAGGACAAGGCCGCCAUACGCAAGGAGCUGAACGAGUUCAAGUCCUCCGAAAUGGCCGUCCACGAGGGCAGUCGGCAUUUGACGAGAUUCCAUAGGCCAUGACGAUUGCAAUGGCAGCAACUUUCCAGCAAAUUGCAACAGAAGCAACCCAAGAAGAAGCAACAAUUGUAUUUUAUGCAACAUCAAAAUGUCAGCAAAUAUUUAAAGGCAACAAAUUAAGAGCAGAAAACAGUUUUCCUCCCAGAUAGUAAAUUCAAGUAAAAUACACAAAGAAAAAACCAACAAAAAAAAAACAAAAAAAAAAAAUGGAAAGAAAAGAGAAACGAAAGAGAGUCCACAUUCAAGAACAUAAUCUAGGUUUGAGAGUUUUUUUUUCUAAUUCUAAGUUCUUUAUGUUUUGUUCCACCUACUUUUCUAUUUCUCUAUUUGUUAAUUAUAUUAAUUGUAAAUAAAUUUCGUUCGAUAUAUUCAAUCCGAUUUGUCAAGAAAACGUUAAUCAAAAUAGUACCGAUUUGUCGAUUCGUUGUGUAGAAAAAUGUUAAGUCGCUUUUGUCAGCGCCCAACCAUCGCGCUGAAGGCACAUUAUGUAUUAUAUUAUAUAAACAAAAAAAAAAGAAACAAAAACAAGAAAAGAAGAUGAAGAAGAAACAACAACACACAAAAAGAUAUUAAAAUUAAAAGUAAAAAAAAGGUAGAGUCCCAAACCAAUUGAUGGCUGAGAGUAAAUUCACUACAGUUUAGGCCUUAAUUUACAAUUACUGUUGCUUUCCAUACAUUUUUAAAUAAAACUUUGAUUUAAGCCACACACGAAAAGAUAAAAAGAUAACCCAGAAAUGAGAGAAUUCUAUACCAUUAAUUUUUAAAAACUAUGAUUAAUAUUAUUGUAAAAAGCUUAAAUUUAAAAACAAAAACAAAAAACGAAAAACAACACAUUAAAAUAUAGAGAAGACUACCACAUACGAUACGAUACGGAAAAAUAAAUGCAAGUUUUUCGAAAGACAUUCAUGUUUUGUAGGAUUAUUUUGUUUGUUUCCCUUCGUUUUAUUGCUGCCCCCCCUGUUUUCCCUUGAGUUUUCCUUCUGU
This is a messenger RNA of Drosophila miranda, 4831 nucleotides long. Its product is annotated as phosphatase and actin regulator 4. Gene Ontology annotation, molecular function: actin binding. The transcript is spliced from 12 exons. The coding region runs from base 605 to 3850 and encodes 1081 amino acids. Lineage: Eukaryota; Metazoa; Arthropoda; Insecta; Diptera; Drosophilidae. Gene Ontology annotation, biological process: actin cytoskeleton organization. The record is from RefSeq and is a predicted model, not a curated record.